CAAUUCAGUGAGACGUAUCAUAGCGUAUAAAAACUUUUAAGAAUUAUCACAACGUUAAUAUCGUGUUAAGUUUAGCUAUUAGAAUUAUUUAAAUGAUAAGAAACACAUAAGUACAAAUUUAUAAUCAACGUUUUCUUUUUUUAAGUAAGAUAAAUAUUCAGGCAUAUUUUAGAACACUCCGAGGUCCUUCUUCAGACGAUUUUUUUUCCUCCUGCCGGGAUAUUUUUUUUCGCCUGAUACAUAAAUACUUAACCAAAACAAUUACUGCUCAUUCAUUUCUACGCAGCUAUGGUUUGAAUGUCUUUGAUCGGAUAAAAUAAAUAUUUGUCAGUCGCAUAAAAAUAUUCGCGAACAAUGUCGUCUAUUUUUGCUGCUGUUAAUCCGAUUUUAGACUCCGACUUUUGAGCUAGCCGGUCGUUCGUCAAUGCAAAGAGCCUUCAACAACAAUAAAAAGCUGGUGGGCCGAACUGAAGUUAGCGUGGAAACGUGAGCACUGACMGGGCUCGGGACAUCGGCUAUAGUGGAGCGGGACGCCGGUGUGAGAGGAGCCGGGAGCGGAGCGGUGCUGCUGAACGUACCCGGGCCGGCGGAGGACGGCAUGGCUACAGGAAAGGGAGCCGGGAAGCCCGCCUCGCUGUGGGACAAUAUGCGGUUAAGGUUCAUCGUUUGCUUUCUUGGAGUCUUUGUCUGUUAUUUUUAUUACGGAAUCCUACAAGAGACAAUCACUCGGGGUGAUUAUGGAGGAGAGAAGUUCACAUUUGCACGAACACUGGUGUUCAUCCAGUGCAUCAUCAACGCUAUUUUUGCUAGGAUCUUAAUCCAGUGUUUUGAGGGUUCSAAACCAGAUCACACCAAGAGUUGGAUCUACGGCUUGUGUUCCCUCUCUUAUCUCGGAGCCAUGGUGUCCAGCAACUCGGCCCUUCUGUACGUCAACUACCCCACACAGGUGUUGGGCAAAUCCUGCAAGCCAAUUCCAGUGAUGAUUCUGGGUGUAACGAUACUGAGGAAGAACUACCCUCUGGCUAAGUACCUGUGUGUGCUGCUUAUUGUCAGCGGUGUUGCGUUGUUCCUCUACAAACCCAACAAUAGCUCAGCUGUGAUGGAUGACCAUAUUUUUGGCUUUGGGGAGAUUCUGCUUUUAGUCUCUCUGACGCUGGAUGGCCUGACUGGUGUGGCCCAGGACCACAUGAGAGCCCGCUUCCAGACGAGCGCCAACCACAUGAUGCUGAACAUCAACAUGUGGUCCAUUCUGAUUCUGGGUCUAGCGGUGCUGUGGACCGGAGAAGUGUGGCAGUUCCUGACUUUUACCGAGCGCCACCCCAGCAUCUUCUACAAUAUUCUUCUGUUUGGUCUGACCAGCGCUUUGGGUCAGACCUUCAUCUUUAUGACGGUGGUGUACUUCGGACCCCUGACCUGCUCCAUUGUCACCACUACCAGGAAAUUCUUCACCAUCCUUGGCUCGGUCAUCCUGUUUGGUAACGUCAUGAGUGGGAUGCAGUGGAUCGGGACSGUCCUGGUGUUCCUCGGUCUUGGUUUGGAUGCUAAAUUUGGCAAAGCUCCCAAGAAGACGACACACUAAAACCCCCCAGAGAGCACAAGAGCAUCAAUUAUGAUCCUCUAUAACCUGUAUUGUUUUUUUUUUUUUAAUUUUAUAGAAGAUAUCCUGUACAGAAAACUGUAUGUGCCUAUGUUUUGUUUAAGUAAGGUCGGAUGUUUAAUUAUAUAUAUGAGAGUUGUCAUAGUUUCAACUCGGACUUGCUGUUGAUGAACUGAAAAGAUGUGUUUACAUCGGUUAAAACCCAGAAUGAACUGUAAUGAGUCUUUUAUGUAAAAAAACAGCAACAAAACUUUUACAUGUAUGUGGAGGAAUCGGUAUGAAUAAAUACCAUGAUGGAAAAAUGGAAUUUAGUUAGUAAAACAGGAAAAAAAAACUUGACUGAAACCAGCUCAUGUGACUUGAGAUAAAUGUUGAACCAAACUAGGCCUAAGAAACGUUUCAAGCAUCAAACUGAACACGAACAUUUAACAGAUCAAUGCUUGAAUAGUCAUUAUCAUAUGUUGUUUACUAUCUAUAAAACAUCAAAGAUGUUUUUAAACAUGUAAACUCUUUGUAGCCUGUCAUGCCCAAUAUUGAAUUAUUUCUAUUUUUAUUUUGUACAAGUUGAAAAUAACUUGCCAUAAAGGAGAACUUCUUAAA
Molecule: messenger RNA, 2197 nt
Organism: Austrofundulus limnaeus
Lineage: Eukaryota; Metazoa; Chordata; Actinopteri; Cyprinodontiformes; Rivulidae
Gene: slc35b1
Product: solute carrier family 35 member B1
Exons: 9
Coding region: 599-1579 (326 amino acids)
Biological process (GO): UDP-galactose transmembrane transport
Cellular component (GO): Golgi membrane; endoplasmic reticulum membrane
Molecular function (GO): UDP-galactose transmembrane transporter activity; UDP-glucose transmembrane transporter activity
Source: RefSeq, a predicted model, not a curated record